AUGGGAAUGCACUGGGGAAACAUGUGCCGGAACAUACGUGGUAUCUACAUCUACAGCCUUUCACCAUAUGAGCAAAAGGCUUUCCAUAAUGUUUUACUGAAAGGAGUCCCGAAUAUGGUGAGGAGGAUCAGAGGGCAGAUUUUUAGAGUUUUACCGCCCUUUAUUAUUGGCUAUGUGAUUUAUGCCUGGGCCAUUGAAGAGCACCAGCGACUACAGCGCAAGAGCCCAAGAGACCGGUGUGUCGAGUGA
Molecule: messenger RNA, 249 nt
Organism: Candidula unifasciata
Lineage: Eukaryota; Metazoa; Mollusca; Gastropoda; Stylommatophora; Geomitridae
Source: the annotation of a GenBank genome assembly